AUGGCUCGGAGGGGAUCAUCAAAGGUUAGACGUAGAGCUAGGGCAUUGUCGAAAAAUGAUCGGAUCACUCGAUUGCCAGAUGGUGUGAUUCAUCACAUAUUUUCGUUCAUAGAUACUCGAUCUGUCGUUCGAAGUAGUCUUCUCUCACAAAGCUGGAGAAAUACAUGGAAAUCCCACCCGCAUUUGAACUUUGAGACUGGGCCAUCUCCCGAUCAGGCAAGUAGCUCUAACUUUCCCAAAUUUGCACACCGAUUUCUAUCUAAGCGUGAUGACGUUACCGAGCUUUCCACCAUCGAUUUCCGAUCAAAUUCCAUCACUCUUCGGCUUCUCAGAAAGAUCGUAAUCUACGCUAUGUUGCACAGGUCGCGAAAGUUAAAGAUUGAAUUCUUGGGUGAUAAGCAAACACGACGUGGUGGAUUCGAUUCGUCUUUGUUUAGAUCUCGAUAUCUCGAACACCUUGUUUUGAGCAUCGAUUUUGGGCUUAAAAUAAGUCCGUCGCUGACAUGGGAUUUUCCGGCAUUGACCACUUUGACUAUUAAACGUGUUACAUUCAUGUUACAACUUCCUAACGGUGAUGCUAGUAGGUCUAUUGAUUUGUUUUCCCGAUUUCCGAAUCUAAAAACUCUUGCGUUGGAUGGUUCACCAAAGCUUUCUUCGUUCACCUAUAAUGGCAUUGCUCGGUUUUUGUUAGCCACUAAAGAUCUUCGUUCAUUAAAGACUGUGGAGAUUCAAAGUCAACAUCGUCAACAAAUUAAGGAUGCCAUUUCUGUAAACGAGCUAAAAGAACCAUUUCAUGUGUCCUUAUAUCUGUCUUAUCCCAUACAUGGAUAA
Helianthus annuus (common sunflower) is the source of this 831-nucleotide messenger RNA. RefSeq names its product putative F-box/FBD/LRR-repeat protein At4g13965. The coding region runs from base 1 to 831 and encodes 276 amino acids. Gene Ontology annotation, molecular function: protein binding. NCBI's taxonomy places the organism in Eukaryota, Viridiplantae, Streptophyta, Magnoliopsida, Asterales, Asteraceae. The transcript has 3 exons. The record is from RefSeq and is a predicted model, not a curated record.